AUGGGAGCACAACCUCCUUCAACCGUGUUACUGGGUACGGCGCGUAUUUUGGUUAGGGAUUCGCGUGGAAACGAACAAAGCGUCCGUGCACUGCUGGACAGCGGAGCCCAAAAUAGCUUUAUAACGCGACAAUGUUGUCAGCGCUUAGGCUUAGUAAUAAAUAGGUCACUUUCAUGUCCUGUAGUCAAAGGCAUCGGAGGUACUAGUAAAGCUACCCAGGGAUAUAUAAAUUUAAAAUUUUAUUCUCGGAUAGAUCGUAACGUUAACUUUGAUAUAAAUGCGCUAGUAGUAGAUAGGGUCACUGAACGGUUGCUAACCGUUUCAGUUGACACCUCGGCAAUGAUUGAAUUUAAAAAUUUGACUCUAGCGGACGACACUUACGCCGUUCCUGGAAACAUAGACAUGCUCAUUGGAGCAUCGCUUUUCCCUCAUCUUUUGCUAAAUAAAAAGGUCAGGGGCAACUCCUCGCAUACCGCGGCUUACGCACUGGAAACCGUAUUGGGCUAUGUCAUCGUUGGCUCCGCCCCCAUCAUAGAUAGUAUUUCGGCAACCUCUUAUUGUGGUAUGGCUGUCGAACCGCUCGAGUCGUUAGUUUGCAAAUUUUGGGAGAUGGAGGAGGUGAACGUCCCACCCAUAGCUAGCUCAGAUGACAGAUUAUGCGAGGAAAUUUACGUCCGCACGACCGUUCGUGAUCGCGACGGUAGAUAUAGUGUAGCGCUACCCUUUAAAGGAGAUGUUUUAUCUCUCGGCGAUUCGCGUCAAAUGGCGGAAAAACGUUUAUUUUGUAAGUUGUUUUUUUAA
Parnassius apollo (apollo) is the source of this 801-nucleotide messenger RNA. The record is from the annotation of a GenBank genome assembly. NCBI's taxonomy places the organism in Eukaryota, Metazoa, Arthropoda, Insecta, Lepidoptera, Papilionidae.